AUGGCCCACAAGCUAGUUACCGACCGCGAGUUUAUCGGUACCGACAAGGACCAGUGGAUGUUCGUCUGGCAGUGCUUAGCGCCCAAGAUUCAGUCCCGCGUUACAGCCUUCUUCGAAGCAGGGCCGUCGUACCAGUACAACCCGUUACAAUUCUUGGCUUACCUCGAAUCCGUUUUCGCCGACCCUCAUCGGAUGGAGAUAGCGCAGACCGAGCUCGAACAACUAGAGCAAGCAAGCAAUAAGGCAUUUACCUUAUUCUACGUGCGCUUCGAACAAAAGCUGGCGUUGGCUAGGGGAAUAAAUUGGCCCGACGAAAUUAAACUCGUCAAGCUGCGUCGCGCGCUUAAUAAGACCAUGCGGGAUAGCAGUAUUGGGCGCAAUAUCCUACGAGACAGUUACGAGGCGGCCGUUAAUAUUUACCGUAGCAUUGCGGUAGAUAUUGAAUCGUACCGCUUGGAGGAGAAAUACCGGAACCGCUACGGCCGCGCAACAGCCCCGACAAAACCCAUAACGGACGAGGACGGUAACGCACGGAUGACGGGCAUCAAUGCAGCAACUGUAGGGCGCCGUCGCCCAGUAACCCAAGGAACAAGGACCAGCCCAGGGCAGUCGUCAAGCCAGCGUGCAACUUGGGUCCCCCGCAGUACAAUUAACGCGCGCAAGGAGGAGGGCGCUUGUUUACGCUGCGGAUCCAAGCAGCACUUUAUUAAAGACUGCAAAAUGCGGCCCGCAGCGCAACCGGUACAAAAUCUAUCCAUUUAUCGGGUAAAUACAGAGAGGGAGAACGCAUAG
Drechmeria coniospora is the source of this 792-nucleotide messenger RNA. RefSeq lists its product as uncharacterized. Bases 1 to 792 code for a protein of 263 amino acids. The transcript has a single exon. The record is from RefSeq and is a predicted model, not a curated record. NCBI's taxonomy places the organism in Eukaryota, Fungi, Ascomycota, Sordariomycetes, Hypocreales, Ophiocordycipitaceae.